Molecule: messenger RNA, 4779 nt
Organism: Boleophthalmus pectinirostris (great blue-spotted mudskipper)
Lineage: Eukaryota; Metazoa; Chordata; Actinopteri; Gobiiformes; Gobiidae
Gene: slc41a2b
Product: solute carrier family 41 member 2b
Exons: 12
Coding region: 219-1913 (564 amino acids)
Biological process (GO): monoatomic cation transport
Cellular component (GO): plasma membrane
Molecular function (GO): monoatomic cation transmembrane transporter activity
Source: RefSeq, a predicted model, not a curated record
GUGUGUGCGGAGUGACACGUUUUCUCGCAGAGUUGAGCUUUGGGCUAAGUUUUGUUGCUGCUGCUGCUGCUGUCAGGAAACACGUCUAGCAUCUCUCUCAGUGGACAUUUAACAGAUACAGCCCUGUUUUUGUCUCAGAGUUUAAAAUGGCCGUGACCCUCGGGAGCAGCUGAUUCACCGGGAUCUGCCCUGAGCGCAGGAGAUGAGACAGACGCACCAUGAGCAUCCGGAGCAUAGGGGGCGCUCUUGGGGAGUCUGUGGGCUCUAGUCUGUCUGUGCGCAUGAGCAGCUGGAGCAGGCCUGUGUCCUCUGGGAGACUCUCCUCUCUGCUGCAAAACAUGGUCCCCACAGGUUACACCAAGCUUCUGCAGGAGGACCGUCUGGCCAUGGUGGACCUCGGAGCCAAACCAGACUCGUCCCUGAUCCAGAACGGUUUCAGGCAGGAGACCACGCACCUGGAGGGCAGAAGGAUCACAGAGCGCGCCUCCCGUUCCUCUCUGAGCUUAUCCGACUGUGGAGAUGUGUCAUACUCGGAGACGGACCCCAUGCUGUCUGAGCGGAGACUGUCUGGAGAGGAGGACGAGGCCGAGGAGCAGACCGAGGAGCAGGCAGGAGGAGGAGGAGGGGGCCUGGGGUCGGCUCUGCCCAAAGAGUCCCCUCUGGCCAUGGCUCUUCAGAUCCUGGUGCCAUUUCUGUUGGCCGGGUUUGGCACCGUGUCUGCUGGGAUGGUCCUGGACAUCGUACAGCACUGGGAGGCGUUCCAGUACAUCACAGAGAUCUUCAUCCUGGUCCCGGCUCUGCUCGGUCUCAAAGGGAACCUGGAGAUGACACUGGCCUCCAGACUGUCCACAGCAGUGAAUGUGGGAAAGAUGGACUCCCCCAUAGAGAAGUGGAACCUGAUCAUUGGGAACCUGGCUCUGAAGCAGGUUCAGGCCACAGUGGUGGGGUUUCUUGCUGCUGUAGCUGCUGUGGUCCUGGGUUGGAUUCCCGAGGGGAAGUUCCAGAUGAGCCACGCGGUUCUGCUCUGCUCCAGCAGCGUGGCCACGGCCUUCAUCGCCUCUCUGCUGCAAGGUAUCAUUAUGGUCGGUGUGAUUGUGGGCUCCAAAAAGACUGGGAUCAACCCGGAUAACGUGGCCACGCCCAUCGCCGCCAGCUUCGGUGACCUCAUCACUCUCGCCAUCCUGGCCUGGAUCAGCCAAGGCCUCUACAAGUGCCUCGAUCCGUAUCCGUACGUAUCUUCUCUGGUCUGUGCCUUCUUCAUGAGCCUGACUCCGCUCUGGAUCGUGGUCUCCUCCAAACACCCGGCCUCCCGCACGCUGCUCUACUCAGGCUGGGAGCCCGUCAUCACCGCCAUGGUCAUCAGCAGCAUUGGAGGACUCAUUCUGGACAAAACCGUCUCUGACCCCAAUCUGGCCGGAAUCGUGGUGUACACCCCGGUCAUCAACGGGAUCGGAGGAAACCUGGUGGCCAUCCAGUCCAGCCGCUUCUCCACACACCUGCACUUUCACUGUGCACCAGGAGAGGUCCCCGACGAGGCCAAGGGCUGCUACUACCCCUGCCGCACCUUCUUCGGCACAGGAGCAAACCACCGCUCUGCUCAGGUGCUCCUCCUGCUGGUCAUCCCGGGGCACCUCAUCUUCCUCUACACCAUUCACCUGAUGAAGAGCGGACACACCACCCUGACCCCCAUCUUCAUGUCCGUGUACCUGGCAGCUGCUCUGCUGCAGGUGCUGUUGUUGUUGUGUAUCUCAGACUGGAUGGUUCACUCCAUGUGGCGCAGCGGUAAAGACCCGGACAGUUUUUCCAUCCCGUACCUGACGGCUCUGGGGGACCUGCUGGGCACCGCUCUGCUCGCGCUCAGCUUCCACUUCCUCUGGCUCAUCGGGGACCAGGACAGCGACGUGGGCGACUAACCCACAAAAUACCCCCCAAAAAAAAACACGGACACAUGCAGUCUGACCCAGGAGCUGUCAAAUGUAUCAAAAAUCAGACACUCAUCGAUACUUAAACUAGUAUCGAAACUAUAUCCUCAUUUAUCGCAGGUAUCGAUACUAAAAAAGUCCAGUUUGCAGGAGAGAAAUGAACCUUUCCUGAAUUCAAUGAGAUUCUGGGUGGUAUCAGAAGAAUUAUAAGAGCACAGACUAGAAUACGCCCAUGGACCUGGUUUAGUCCUGGUUUAGACCUGGUUUAGACCUGGACCACUGAGGGAUUACACACAUAUAAAGACACAUGGGAACAGAAGAGAAAGUGCCACCAUUUAAUGUGGACAUUGUAUUAUCUAAAGAAAGAGACUUUUUUUUAUUAUCUUCGUGGUGUCGGAAUCGGGUUUGAAAUCGGGUUUAUUAUCCUGACAAAAUCCUGGGAGUUUACUUGCAGUUUUCCAGAUCAGAGUCACGUGUGACCAGAGACUGAACUGAGAAACCUGCAUUUUUUGAUGUGGGAAUUUGCAGGGAAGGCUGUUGUGUGAACGCAGCCACAACAUUCCAGAAUCCGUAGAAUUUAAACAGAGCUGGAGUCCGGUCAGGAUUCUGUGAUGGAAUUUUCUGUGUAACUGUCACAUUGCAGAUUUGUUGAGCUGGUUUAUGUUUAAAGGUUCUAUAUCACACAAAAGUGACUCUUAUGAGCUUUAAGUCAUGUUCUAAUGUUGUUCCCUCGUCAAAAACACACCUGGAGUUGUGUUUGUUUCAUUCACAUGUUUGAGUAACUCUUUAUUAUUUAUUUAUUAAUUUGUUUACAUCUCCAAUGCUUAAAACGCUCUGUUCCACCUUGUGAUGUCAUGAAGCGGUAGUUUUCAAAUGAACAGCUCCUUUUACCUUUAGACUACAUUUACACUGAAGUGGAUCUACAAAUGACUUUAUCACCAUAUCACCAUAUCGGAAACGAUCUGCAUCCAGACUAGGGUUGGGCAUGAUUAGUCAAUUAAUCGAUAAUUGAUCAUUAAGAAUUUCAUCGAUUACGUUCAUUUUAAUCGACAAACCAAACGUAGGUCGCUGUGUGUAGCGUAGGGAGACCAAAUGUCCAUGUCCAGGGACAAACAGGGGUCCAUACAUGUGUCUCUGCAUCAGAAGGAGCGAGACACAAACAGUGGGUCAGUCUGUAACGAACCGAAGCACAAAUGUGGAUUUAACGAUGAUUUGUACAAGAAAUUCCACACUUUUCGUUCUGGUUGGGACAAGUGUGAGUCCAUGUGCACAGUGUACAAAACAACACAUAUGUUUUGGUGUUCAGUGGGAAAAAGCUCACCAGGACACCGAAAACAUGAAAAAGUUUUGCCAGGUGAGAGUCGCUCAAUGUGGAUGACGAGGCCCCGCCCCCCUCCCCCCGUACGCUGUCCUGGUUUUGACAAACACAAAUCUGGUCACACUGACCUGUAUUCACCUGAGUCAUGUCUUUUAAUCUGACAGAAGUUGAACCACAUCAGCGACACAAGAGCUGGAGUUUUAUCUUCACUUAGUUUAUGCAAAUUAGUGAUGUGGUUUUAAGUUUCGUUUCUGUGAGAUUUGAACAAAACUGAAUUAAACACAUUAUAAUAAACGGGCUGAUGUGGCUCUAGAGUCGUUACGGUUUAAAUGUCGUAAAGUUGAAUUUAUUUAUGCAGAUUAGUAGUGCAGAUAGUAAUAAUAAUGAUCAUUUUAAUAUAAAAAUGUUAAUGAUUAAUUGAUAAUUGAUUGUUAAUUCUCCCGACGAUCGAUUAAGAAAAUUUAAUCAAAUGCCCAUCUCUAGUCCAGACACGUUGUUUCUGUGUCCGCAAGUCUUCCUUAUCCACACAAGUUUGAGCAUAUUUGUUUUUACGUUUUACAAAACUUAAAACCGAAUGGCAGCUGCUCUUGUGCGCUGAUGUGGUUCAGUUUGUGUUGGACUAAAGGACACGACUCAGUGGAAUAUGAGUGUUCUCUCUGUGACAGAGGGGUGUUCUGCUGAUGGUGAGUCUGUUCUGUGUUUCUGUCGUGUUGGAGAUGGUUCAUGUGAAACUUUUCAGAGAUUAUACGUGUGCAGGUCGUACACACAGACACACGUUUAUAUGAAUGGACAGAUAUAUUCUAACGUCUUAAUGUUUUGGCGGUGAAUUACUUUGUCCUACAUCAGAGUAUCAGUGUUUUCAGGCGUCCACACAGUGCUGGAUCAGAUCUGUACUCAGAUGAAUUCGUGGGAGCUGACGGUAUCAGAUCGUUUCGUCUCUGGAGCCGUUUUCCAUCGGAUUAGUGUGAACGAACACUGCAUCCACAACCAAACCGACUCGAAAAGUUCUAGUGUGGACGGGGCCUUAGUUCAGUAGAGAUCGGCAAGUCCAGGACUGAAACGAUCCAAAUGAUUCUACUGAAGGCGUGUGGAGUUUAAAAGCACUUCCUGGAGCACUUCCUGUAUCACCACAUGACAUCACAAGCUGGAACAGAGUUAUUUCUGUUUAAAGGGAAGAAUUCUAUGUGUGUUAAACAUGUGUGAAUGAAACCAAACACAACUGCAGGUGUGUUUGUGUUGAGGAAACUGCAGCAGAACAGACCAGAGAACAGUGUGAUAUGAGACCUUUAAUAUCUCUGUCAUUUCUGGACCUAUCCACAUGAAACAAAAACUGGCAAAAACAUAAACAUCUGCAAAAUAACUUCAAACUCUCUAUAAAAAUCACUUCUCAAUAUUUAGUCUUAUGAUUUGAUCUGAAACGUGCCUGUAUGUUUUGGUCAAAGUGCAACAGACUGAGCAUCAUAUCGUUUUUCUGCCAAAUUGUUAUUGUUAUUAUUAUGUUAUUGUAUUUUCAUAUCUUUCAUAAACUGUCUCUAAACA